This is a messenger RNA of Caenorhabditis sp. 36 PRJEB53466, 6198 nucleotides long. The record is from the annotation of a GenBank genome assembly. Lineage: Eukaryota; Metazoa; Nematoda; Chromadorea; Rhabditida; Rhabditidae.
AUGACUCGACUUUUAGGUUUCUUAUUGAUUCUUUUAGUGUACGCAAACGGGAAUGAACAUGGUUAGUGACAAUGUGAAAGUCUUGUCUUCCAAGUGAACUUUCAGAUAACUCAACAUCUUUCAUUGGCUCGCCGCCCAUAACUUCAAGUAUCUUCGACUGGGUUCCCUUCAAACUCUCUCGCUUGCAACAAUCUGUAAGAGUCCCCAUCUUCUCCCUCCCUUUAAAUUUGUUAUUUUUCAGGAACCUCUUAUCAGUCUUAAAGUGAGAGCAGUGAAUCGAGUCGUUUUCACAAAGAAAGACUCUCUCCUGCAAGAGAUUGAAGAUGUGAGCGAAUACAAAAAAAAACAGGAGAAGCAGUUCGAGCAGAGCUCACUCUCAUCGGAUUCCGAAGACGUCAGUGUCGAUGAGCCGGAUAAAAUAUACCAGAAAGGAGAAGAACGGAAAAUAUUCGUGAUGCCGAAACAAGGAGAUACUGUGACAAAGAUCGGCGGAGACGCGGAGAAAUCGGAAGUGUUGGCAGAGGAGAGCGAGACGGAGAAUUCGGCAGACGAUGACUUUCAAAUAAUGUAUGACGACGAGAAGAAAGAGUAUGUACUGAAGAAGCCAGUGAAAAUGAAUGAGAAGGGAAUAAUUGACUCGUGGAACGACGGGAAUUCCAAAGAAAGCGCCGAUGAAACGAAACGUAUUCUGGAAGGAGAGGAGGAGGAAACGAGAGCGAUUCUGGGUGAGAAAGAGAAGGAGAAGAACAUUACAGAAGUACAUUUGACAGAAGAAAAUGUUGAUUUACAAGGUUUGACCCGAAAGUGUCUCGUGUCCAACUCAAACUUUCUUUGUUUUCAGAUCUCCAGUUCAAAUCGCACUCUUUCCGACAGGGAAAAAGUAAAAUCCGUACGUAUGACUUGGCAUGGAUGGACCCGAUGUUCUUGGAAAAAGAGGAAUUCUCAGUACGACUCACUCCUAAACAAAGAUCAGAAUGGCGAGAUAAAUUGACGAACAAAAGCCUUUUGGAAGAGCGAAGUGCGAACGAGCACAGGGAUUACGGUAGCAGUUACAUUCUGCCGGUGCUCAAAAGUGUGGACUACGACAAUACGAGUGUUCCGCUUGCUUUCAAUGGUCUGAAAAAGUUGCGAUUUGUUCUGAGCAAAACCAAAAGUGUUUAGAUAUUCCUGUGAACGUGGCUGCUGCUUUCAACUUUCUGUACUUGGCAAACUUCGACAGUGAAAUGAUGGAAUUCUCGAUGGACGUUGAGAUGGAAUUCUCGUGGAUUGAUAUCAGGUCUCAAUUGAAAGUAUAAUUUUGUCGAAUCCGGAUUUCAGACUGGUUAAUAACUACACGAAACCAAUCAGAAUCCGCGAAAAAGGUAUAAUCGAACAAAUUUGGCGCCCCGAUCCGUACAUUGUCAACUCGAAACAUUCAUACUUCCAUUACGUUUCGUUUCCAAAUAUUCGAAUGAGAAUCACGCCCGAAGGUCUAGUGACGUACACAGUUCGGUCAGUUAAUAAUACUAUAGAUUCUGCGUCCACACUGUAUUUCAGUGUCUCGUCGGUCUGCUCAUGUUUUAUGUCAUUCUGUUUGUACCCGCACGAUAGACAGGAAUGUGAUGUGAGAAUCAGUUCAAGUGAGUAUAGAUUUGGAGUUAUCACGGGAAUUGGAGUUUCAGUCGCCUACUCGAAUCAGUACGUAAAGUUCCAUUGGCAUUCCAAUCCGAUCCGUUUCCAAUCGAAAAUAACACUGCCAGAGCUGCACAUAACGAAAAUAAAGACGGGGGAAUGUUACAGCGGAGGGAAACUAGGUGAGAUUCCAUUCCAACCGAGCAUUCUCAAUAAAAUGAAAUUUCAGUAGAGGCCUCUUGCCUCCGAAUAGUGUUAUCACUUGAAAGGGACAGUGCUCGAUUCGUCAUCGAGAAGUAUGUGCCUUCGACGCUGGCAAUGAUGUUUGCGUGGGUGGCACCGUACGUUCCGUACAAUUAUGAAGACGUCAGAAUCAUCACUCCGAUUACGGUAGCUCAAUCGUUUGCGCAUCGAAAGUUCUCCAUGUUCUAGGUCCUUCUAACUCUCGUUCAAAUGGAGAAGGGAGACAAAGAGAUCCGGACGUCCUACCUCACCUCGAUCGACGUCUGGUUCGCCGCAAUGAAGUCAUUCACGGUGCUCUCGUUGCUCGAAUCGCUGGCGGUGUUGGCACUGAUCAAGAGGAGUCGGGCGAUGACAAAGAAUGCGGAGAGGGCGGCGAAUGAGUUCGAGAGGUGCACAUUUGAGGCGGAGGCGUAUCGACUGAAUCGACUGUAUCACCGAGUGGACUCCAUUUGCCGAUUCUCUUCUCCCGUCGUUUUUAUUGCCUUUUUUGUUUAUUACGUACUUUUUAUUGCGCAGGGAAACGAGAAUUGUGUAGAGAUAUGAAUGUUAACAACUUGAAUGCAGUAGGAAGUGCCGGGGGCAGGCAGGCCUAACCAGCCCCGGCCUCCUGUCCGAAGGUCUAUGGACCUUAGCCAAGAAGACACGGAUCGAGUGGAACAGGUUUAUUCAGGAUCGGACAAUCAGGGAACCGCCAAGUCGGCGGGGCAUGGGGGAUUAUACAGUGGCGGCUGGAAUGUGGAGCUGUCCGGAAGUGACGCGGUGAGAUCGGAGAUCGAGCAGAGGCGGCUGGAAUGUCGGCGCGGGGAUCACGUGAAGCGGCGGGAUCGUGGGCGAGCCGGAUGUCGGAGGUGCUCUGGAAUGUGGUCGGUUUGCAGUGGGUGAGACUAGUGGAUGGUGUGAGCUUCCGGGGAAGGAUCGGUGGGUUAGGAGGGGGAGGGACGAGCCCUCACGUUUGAAAAGUGGGCCCUGGCGUAUGGUCCGGUUGCCUGUGGUUACGGGACACCUUGGUCCCUUACAAUGCAUAGGAGCAGUUGGCCACAGUAUGCGUGGCAAUAUUGAGCCGAGAGAAAAAGAUCGGUCAGUUUACACAUGGACAGUGUGCAGCGGAGAGCAAUCCGUCUUCAGAGGCGUUCAAUGGUUAUCUUUGAAUAGAAUGAUAGAAUAGACUACUCUGAAUAGUGUAAAACUGAUUGUGCAAAGUGCGUUUCAAUCUACUUUCAGAUACUAAAAGAACGAAAACAGGCUGUUGUUGCUCCCCUGAAUGCAAUACGUCGAAAGAACGACGGAAAAACCGUCAUCUCUGAUCCUUUUUUGUUUGUCCAAAGUUUCAAUUGGGUGCCAAUCUGAACGACCGACAGUCUCCUCUUAGUUGCCGCUCAUUCUCUAUUUCACUUUCAUCGAAAUAUCAGGAAGGUGUGUUACCUGAAUGUUUGCUUACAUUAUGCCUAUUUCGACUCUGAAAAGGAUUGUAUCAUCCUGUUUUGAAGCAGCUUCUCCUUCUUCCCUCUCUCAAACGGACCUUUUUGAAGCCUUUGAAACAAUGCACCUUUCCUGUUAAUAAUUCAUUCAAAAUCUGGGCUGUUGUCAGAAAAUUUACUGACAAUAGUAUUCAUUUUUGAUUUUCACGAUUCAAACAUCUUCCAGUAUUACUUGUUGCAGACUAAAGCUGCAGUUUGGAUUUGAAACAAAAAAAGCUUUUAUGCAAGAAUCUAUUAUUAGCAUUGUUUUUCUUUAAGAUUACGUGGCUUCUCAAAUGAAAAGGGAUGAUCUGCAAGGUCUUCGAGGGCUCGCCAUCAUCGCCGUUCUGGCCUUUCACUUCUUUCCAAAAGAGUUUCCGAAUGGAUACAUUGGAGUUGACAUGUCUGUUCGCUCCUUUUUUCUGCAAAUCAAUAGUAGUUGCAGGUUUUUCGUACUUUCCGGUUUCCUGAUGACCAUGAUUUUUGGCUCCAAACCAAUCACGUCUGAUUCCAUUUCCCAAUUUUACUACAGAAGAGCCAAGCGGAUUUUGCCUCUCUAUCUAUUGAUCGUGUUGAUUGGGAAGUGAUCCUCUAUGAUUGGUUCCAAAGAAUCUCUUUCAGGAUGCGUUGCUGUUUACCUGCUCUUUCCGAGCACAUUCGUACCGAUGAACAUGGAUUCGGCGUGGAACUCGAUCUUUUUGUACCACAACAUGGCAGAACACUCUGACAACAACAUGUACUUCAAAAUGGUGGGCAUAUAUUGUGAAUGACUUGAGUUCUUCGUUUUCAGCUUAAUCAAGCCGAGGACAUCUUCACUCACACGUGGUCCCUCUGCGUCGAAAUGCAGUUCUACAUCCUUGCGCCCCUCAUUUUCUUCCUCCUUUCCUUUUGUUCGACCGGCCUUCUGCUCACAUUCUUCCACGUGGUGAUCAUUUUCACUUCGCUCGGAAACCAUCUUCUCUCGACUCAGCAAGUCGCUUUUAACAGGUGAGAAUACUCCUCAACGGGCUCAACAACCUCAUUCCUUUUCAGUGUCUUCUGCCGUGUUUGGCAGUUUCUCAUCGGAUCCGCCGUAUUUUUCCUUUCAAAUGAACUGCUUGAGUUGGAUACUCGAGUGCGACAGAAAUCAGAAUUACUUCUUGAAGAGAAAUCGGACGAACUGUCAGACGAUGAAGAAGAGGAAGAAGAGGGAAUGUUCUCGAAGCCACGUCAGAAUCUGAGUCGUCCUCCGUUCUACAUUCUUCUCUGCUCUUCGCUUUCUGUGUUGAUUCUGAUGUCAUUCAGUCCUUGGAUCAUUCCGGCUUCCAUUCUCAGAAUGGUAGCUUUAUAUUUGAUACUUUCCAAGAAUGAAAAUCCUCUCAGACGUGCACUUUUCUUGCCGGAUUCGUCAUUUUAACUGGAACUUUAUGCAAGGUUAAUCCAUUGGGAAACAGGCAAGUAAAUCAAACUAAAAAGAGUGAAUGAUCAAACUGUUUUCGUAAUUUCAGAUUAAUCGUUUAUAUCGGAGACAUAUCGUACAGUCUGUACCUCGCUCACUGGCCACUCUAUGUAUACGUCAAACAUUAUUAUGAAAAUCAAGUGGCAGGUUGUUCUCCGAUCCGCAACCAAAAAGACAAUCCGAUUUGCAGUCUAUCUGUUCGCCAUCGCAGUUUCCAUCACAAUUGCGGUGAUUCUCUCGGAAACUUUCGAAAAAUGGUAUCUGAAACUGGGAAAGCAAGGUACCACGGUUAUGAUUGGAGCCUUCUAUCUGCUGAUUGUUUCGCUUGUUCUCAACAAGAACGAAGUCACGAGCAUGAUCGAAAAAGUGAAAUACGGACAUGAAGAGGGUCUCGUGUCGCAGGUGCACAACUCGUUUGAGAAUGUCACUUUGGGUAAGCUUAUUGGGAAAAUAAGAAACAUUUGAAUUAAUUUAUUUAUUUUUCAGAACAAGCAAUAAUACUGAACAAGAAAUGGGCGAGAGAGGAGUACAAGAACCUGGUGAUUCCGAAUUGCUACCCGAAUAUCUCGGAGCACGGACUGUGCGAGUUCGAUAAAUCUGAGCUGGCGGGGAAGAUGAACGUGUUCCUCGUGGGCAACAGUCUCACUCCCAAUCUCGGCCCGUUCGUCUUCAGAACAUUCAAGAAGCAUGCGAAGAGCAUGUACAAGUACAGUCACUCCUGUAAGUUGGACGCGCGAUUCUCAUUAGAUCCAUUCUUCUGCUUAGAUUGUGAAGUUCUGGCCGUUGCCAAUGAGAACAAGUGUAGAAAAGCCCACGAUAAAUACGAAGAAGAAGUUUUCAAGAAGGGUCCCGAUGUUCUGUUCAUCCUUGAUAGGUUUGUAGUAGGUAAGGAAACGAAUGGAAAUGGGAAGGAACGUUUUCAGACCAGACAAACUGACGAGGAAGUUGAGCGGACCAGUUGAGAAAGAUAAAAUAUUCAAAGAAGCGCUGGCAGUCCUUCGAAUGUACGAGGACAAUGUAAAGAAGAAGAUUUAUAUAUUGGAAUCGUACACUCCUCCGAAGAAUCUUCCUCUCUCCAAAUUCGGGCAGAUGUUGGAAAACGGAAAGAAUGUGACACAGGUUCGAAAAGAAAGUUAUGUCCGACAAAAACGCCAGCCUUUCAGAGUCUAUUCCACGUGGACUUUUCCUACCUGAAUGCGCUUCGUCGACAAGAAGAACUCGUCAAAAAGUGAGUGUUGCCGAGUAAAGUUCAUGAAAGUUUUCGAGGUUUCCAGAUGCUCAAAGUGUGAGCUGAUUCGAAUUUCAGACGUUCUGUUCGACGGAAAUCAGACAAAAAGCUAUGAUGAGAAAACAAAACUGGGAUAUUAUUACGACGGAUUGCACAUAACUCCAUUUGCACAGAAUCUCAUUCUCCCUCUCUUCCAAAACAUUUCAGACUCUUUCCACUGA